AUGGUAUCUCGUCUUGAGUGCUCUAUUUGUUUCUAUGAUUUUGAUGACGUCGAACAUUUGCCAAAAGUUCUAGAAGCAUGUGGACACACAUUCUGCUAUUCGUGUCUUGAGAGCUGGUUGGACAGUGAUGAGUCAUGUCCAAUGUGUCGUGUUCCUGUAAAUGAGAGAAAGACAAUUCCAACGAAUAUAGAGUUGUUGGCAGUUUUUAAACAAAAACAAACCAAUCCAGAAUGCAACUGUCACGAGUCCAGACUCUAUUACUGUCCAACAUGUCUGGCUCAAAACUAUGUGGAUUGGGAUGAGCGUCGGGAAAGUGGAGAGCAGACAUUCUGUUUCGGAUGUGCAUGCGAUCACUUUCACAAUAUGGAACACAAAAUCAAGCAUUUGGACUCGGAGCAUUUGGAUAUCACAAGCCUUGAAUUCGGAAACAACAAAGAGACGAAAGAAGGGGAAAGAAGCAGUAGUGUGUGCAGAAAGAUUACGAUCGGAAUAUCUGCAGUGAUUGUUCUGCUACUUUCGAUAGCUCUAACCAUUUCAAUGUGCUUCCUUUUCGAUGUUAUUCGAUUCUAA
Caenorhabditis briggsae is the source of this 570-nucleotide messenger RNA. Bases 1 to 570 code for a protein of 189 amino acids. Gene Ontology annotation, biological process: protein ubiquitination. Gene Ontology annotation, molecular function: ubiquitin protein ligase activity. The transcript is spliced from 3 exons. NCBI's taxonomy places the organism in Eukaryota, Metazoa, Nematoda, Chromadorea, Rhabditida, Rhabditidae. The record is from RefSeq and is a predicted model, not a curated record.